Molecule: messenger RNA, 1247 nt
Organism: Camellia sinensis
Lineage: Eukaryota; Viridiplantae; Streptophyta; Magnoliopsida; Ericales; Theaceae
Product: proteasome subunit alpha type-1-B
Biological process (GO): ubiquitin-dependent protein catabolic process
Cellular component (GO): proteasome core complex, alpha-subunit complex; proteasome core complex
Source: RefSeq, a predicted model, not a curated record
UCUUUUUCUUCACUCUGCCUUGAAGAAAAAGAAAACAGCCUCUUCUCUCUGCUGACAAAACCCUCAUCUUCCUCCAUUGUGAUACACAUAUUCUAGAGAGAGAAAGUCUGAGAGAGAGAGAGAGAGAGAGAGAGUGAAGUGAAGAAUAGGACUUGGUGAAGAUGUUUAGGAACCAGUACGACACAGAUGUGACCACAUGGAGUCCCCAAGGGAGGCUCUUCCAGGUGGAGUACGCCAUGGAGGCGGUGAAGCAGGGCUCGGCGGCGAUUGGUCUCCGAUCCAAGACCCACGUUGUGUUGGCGAGCGUUAACAAGGCUCAGUCCGAACUCUCGUCUUACCAGAAGAAGAUCUUCAAGGUCGACGAUCACAUCGGCGUCGCCAUCGCCGGACUCACCGCCGACGGCCGUGUUCUGUCCCGGUAUAUGCGAUCCGAGUGCAUCAAUUACAGCUACACUUACGAGUCUCCUCUCCCCGUUGGCCGCCUCGUCGUUCAGCUCGCUGACAAAGCCCAGGUUUGUACCCAGCGCUCAUGGAAACGGCCGUAUGGGGUUGGUUUGCUGGUAGCUGGCUUGGAUGAAUCUGGGGCUCACCUCUACUACAAUUGCCCAAGUGGAAACUAUUUCGAAUACCAAGCUUUUGCCAUUGGGUCCCGCUCACAAGCAGCUAAGACAUACUUGGAACGCAGGUUUGAAAGCUUCAUAAGCUCUACACGGGAAGAUCUACUCAAGGAUGCACUCUUUGCAUUGAGGGAAACUUUACAGGGAGAAAAGCUCAAGAGCUCCAUAUGCACGGUUUCUGUGGUAGGAGUAGGAGAGGCGUUCCAUAUAUUGGAUAAUGAAACGGUGCAAGCAUUGAUUGAUGCAUUUGAGAUAGUCGGGGAAGAAGCUCCUGCUGCUGGUGAAGAAGCUCCUGCUGCUGAAGAAGCUGCUGCUGCUGAAGACCAAGGCGACCAAAGUGCCCCUGCUGACGCGACUGUGGCUCCAAUGGAUAUUUGAGGGUGCGAGAGUUGUGGGCAGUCUUUCAAUCCUUGUCCUAGGAUAAGGUUCUUAAGACAUUUGCAGAAUGAGGUAAUGAAAUGUGGAUGGUGCGAUGGACAACAUAAUUUCUUGUUGGAUGUUUUAUUUGUUGAGCAAUUUAUCUUCUCUUUCCCAUCAUCAGUGCAGACUUUUGAAGCUUGUCUCGGUUGAACUCUGGUUUACUUUAUUAUAUACUUGGAUACAAUUGACUAUGCUGCUUGGUUGGACCAA